This is a messenger RNA of Musa acuminata subsp. malaccensis (wild Malaysian banana), 875 nucleotides long. RefSeq lists its product as uncharacterized. Lineage: Eukaryota; Viridiplantae; Streptophyta; Magnoliopsida; Zingiberales; Musaceae. The record is from RefSeq and is a predicted model, not a curated record.
CUUUCCCUCCGCUAUGUUAACGCCCCGGUCUCCGCCUCCCCCUUUCCUCGCAACAGACCAGAGAAACCGUCUUUCUUCCUUGCAUCGUCGUUUUACGCAUUGUAGCAAAUAGAUGACGAGCAGUGAUCGCACGGAGAGGAUGCUGGAGGAGGCAUUCAAGAUCCGCGGCCGGGACAAGAAGGGCCGCAAGAUCCUCCGCAUCGUUGGCAAGUUCUUCCCAGCGAGGGAAUUGAUGAGCGCAGCGCAGGGUGGAGGCGAGGAGGUACUGCGGAGUUUCUUGGAGAGGAGGGUGUUCCCGGAGCUCGCAGGGGCGCCGUUCGUGGUGGUGUACAUGCACGCCCUCGUUCAGAGGUCCGAGAACUUCCCCGGCGUGACGGCGCUGCGGUCGGUCUACGAGGCGCUCCCCGCCGCCGUCCGCGACGGGCUCCGCGCCGUUUACUUCGUGCACCCGGGCCUGCAGGCCCGCCUCUUCUUCGCCACCUUCGGCCGCUUCCUCUUCAGCGCCGGGUUAUACGGGAAGCUGCGAUACGUGAGCCGGCUGGAGUUCCUGUGGGAGCACAUGAGGAGGGGCGAGGUGGAGGUGCCGGAGUUCGUGGAGGACCACGACGAGGAGCUGGAGCACCGCCCGCUCAUGGACUACGGCCUGGUGGAGAGCGACCACCACCACCGGGCCUUAGACGACCCCGCCAUGGACACGACCGCUUCCAUGUACUCGUACCGGUGCAUCUCCUAGCCGUUGUGUGAUGGCAUGAUGAUCGAGGACCAUCAUGCGCCGUUCUUUUUGUUUCUGUCUUGUAUACGUAUGUACAUAGUACAUGACGAUAAUGAUACCCAGUCGAGCUGUUGACUUUUCUCGACCAUCAUGGGCCGUUCUU